UCCUGAAAGCGCCAUUUCCUGGAGGUAGAAGCAAGAAGCCGCUGCCAAGACUUGGAGAAGGAAGUCGCGGCGGCCGAAGGAGGGAGCUCCGCGCCGGGCCAAGCUCAACUCGCUCGGCGGGCCCGAUGAACUCAGUGCACUGCGGGAAGGAGGCCGGCAGAGGGGGACCUUCUCGACUUGUUGGCCACAAGCUCAGGGAAAGGGAACAGAGCCGCCGGCCGAGCCGGCGCUGGUGGGGUGCCUGGCGCUGCCAUCUCCAGCCGCUUCUUCUUUUCCCGGCUUGCCGGGCGCGAACGCGUGGGCGCCGAGCCCCUUUUCGUGCCCAGAGCGAGGGGGCGCGGACCGCCAGCUUCUCUUUCAGGGAAGGGGCGUCGUUGGUUUUCCUCCCCCUUUCCCCGCUCCCUUGUUGCUUUGCCGCCCGCCCGGUCUCCCUUUCCCCCUUUCCCUCGCCUUCCUUUCCUCCCCGACUUUGAAUUUUUGGGUCCGAGGCGAGACGAGCGCUUUGGAGGUCGCAAGGAGGAUGGUGAUAAAGAUGAUGAGGGGGAAGAGAUGGAGAUGAAGAAGACUAUGCAGAUGCGGGGACUCCUGUUGCUGUUGCCGGCACUAUGGGCUCUGUUUUCGCGGGACUUCAGGGCUGUCACAGAAGCAAAAAGGGUUGGAAUACCAAUCAAACUGACCGUGUCUCAGGGGCAGCCAGUGAAGCUGAACUGCAGCCUGGAGGGAAUGGAAGAACCAGAGAUGCUGUGGAUCAAAGAUGGAGCUGUGGUGCAGGGUAUAGACCAGGUAUACAUUCCAGUAAAUGAAGAACACUGGAUAGGCUUCCUCAGCUUGAAGUCUGUAGAUCGGACAGAUUCUGGAAAAUACUGGUGCCAAGUGGAGACCAAUGGGAAGAAAGAGGAAUCACAGCAUGUAUGGCUUAUUGUGGAAGGUGUUCCCUAUUUCACUGUUGAGCCAAAAGACCAGUCAGUCAUCCCUGGUAGGCCUUUCCAGAUGGCCUGUGCUGCAGUAGGACCACCUGAGCCAGUGACAAUUGUCUGGUGGAUGGGUGAUUCUAGGCUUGGACAUCCAGACAUCUCUCCCUCCAUUCUAAAUGUGCCAGGCAUUAAUCAAAGCACAGUUUUCUCCUGUGAAGCCCAUAACAUAAAGGGAUUAUCUUCAUCUCGGACGGCCAUUGUACAGAUUAAAGCAAUUCCUUUUCCACCUCUCAAUGUGACAGUCACUAAGAUCACCAGCAACAAUGCCAGUGUCACUUGGCAAUCUGGAUUCGAUGGCCUUUCUCCCCUACACACUUGUACGGUACAGCAGGUGGCUGAGCUGCAGGAUGAGGUGGUCACCGAAGUUUUCUCUGUCCCUCCCUUUACACGGGCUUUGCCAGGUUUAAAGCACGCCACCAAUUACAGUGUUCGAGUUCAGUGUUCUAAUGAGAUGGGCAGCUCUCCUUUUUCAGAUUGGGUCUAUUUUCAGACCUUGGGAUUAGCUCCAAAUUGUACUCCACAAAAUGUACGCAUUAUCCAAAGAGAUUCUUGUCUGAUUUUGGAAUGGGAAGCAGUAGCUCCAGCAAUGUUUGGGGAGAAUACCUUAGGAUACAGGUUGGAGUGGAGCCAAGAUAACAUAACUCAGGGGGAAUUGAUUGUGAAGGAAGCAAGAGCUAACCUUUCUAUGUGGAAUCCCUUAAAAGACCUUCUAAUCAAGGUCUGUAUACUCAGUUCAGCCGGCUGUGGACCCUGGAGUGAGCCCUUACUGCUUACAUCCCAAGAUUUAAUAGGGGGGCAAAGGCAGCCUCUUUAUGGAACAUCCUGGGUUCCUGUGGUUUUAGGAAUUCUAACUGCACUGGUUACAGCAGUUGCCUUAGCCCUAAUUCUUCUACGGAGAAGAAGAAAAGAAACUCGAUUUGGUCAAGCCUUUGGCAGUGUGGUUGGAGGUGAUCCUGUAGUCCAUUUCAGAGCAGUGCGAUCAUUCAACCGAGUCCCAGAGCUUAUUGAAGUAACGUUGGAUAGUAUAGGAAUCAGUGAUGAAUUGAAGACCAAAUUGAAAGAUGUCCUAAUCCAGGAACAACAGUUUACUCUGGGAAGAAUGCUAGGCAAGGGGGAAUUUGGUUCCGUCAGGGAGGGUCAAUUGAAAAUGCCUGAUGGCUCUCUCCAGAAAGUAGCAGUGAAAAUGCUAAAAGCUGACAUCUUCACUUCCAAUGACAUAGAGGAGUUUUUGAAAGAAGCUGCUUGCAUGAAGGAGUUUAACCAUCCACACAUUACUAAAUUAAUAGGGGUCAGUUUGCGUAAUCGGCCUAAAGGUCGCCUUCCAAUCCCAAUGGUUGUCCUACCCUUCAUGAAGCAUGGAGACCUUCACUCUUUUCUACUAAUGUCCAGGAUUGGAGAAAACCCCUUUAGUUUGCCACUUCAGACCCUCUUAAAGUUUAUGAUUCACAUUGCUAGUGGCAUGGAAUACCUGAGCUCCAAAAACUUUAUACAUAGGGAUCUAGCUGCUCGGAACUGCAUGCUGGAUGAAAACAUGAACGUCUGUGUUGCUGAUUUCGGGCUUUCAAAAAAAAUCUAUAGUGGAGAUUAUUACCGUCAGGGCUCUGCCUCAAAGCUGCCAGUGAAGUGGCUUGCAUUGGAAAGUCUGGCGGACAAUCUCUACACAACUCAUAGCGAUGUGUGGGCAUUUGGUGUGACUAUGUGGGAAAUUGUGACCCGAGGGCAAACUCCAUAUGCAGGCAUUGAAAAUGCAGAAAUUUACAACUACCUCAUCAGUGGAAACAGACUGAAGCAGCCCCCAGAGUGCCUCGAAGAUAUCUACGAUCUCAUGUGCAGAUGCUGGCAUUUGGAACCCAAGCUACGCCCAAGCUUUGGAGCUCUGAAACUGCAGCUUGAAAUGAUUUUGGCAAGACUGUCAUUGCUUUCAAACAGCCAGGACCCUCUUUAUGUCAAUGUUGGGAGAUCCCAAGAAGCUUGCAGGAGCGAAGUCACCAUGAAUUGCCCUUUUGGAGUCUUGAAUGGGGAAACAGGAGCAAUUGCUGCUGUGACUAGUGACUACCGUUACAUUAUGAACCCGUUGUGCCUUGGAAACGAUGCAGAAAGUGAGAGACAUCAGGAUUUAUCUGACGGAGAAGCCCAGAGCCUUCUUUACGAUCUAGAGAUGGGAGCAAAACUAUGUUAGCCCAAACAAACAAACAAAAACAAAAAAUAGACUUCACUUCUCCCUCCAAUAAGAUGUGUCAAUCUUAUUGUAUCAUCUUAUGGUAUCACCAAACAGAGACGGUUGGAAGCUGCUUUUAACCAACAGAAGUUGUCGUAAUUAAUGUCAGCGGCAUCUGUGGCUUCUGACAGCUGUUUCAGAGCUAACAUCUCAAAUUGACAGAAUCACCUCCUGGCCUUCCGAGAGAAACCCUGCAAUUGUCUGUGAAAUGCAGUGGGGGUGGCCUCUGGACAGCCUGCUGAAUCGCAGUAUUCUCCUUGGGAAUUGGGGUUAAGUACUCUGCAUAUUUUGGGGUGAAGGGUUUGUUUGUUUUUUGCCUCCUAACAGAUAUGGGAGAAGAGGCAUGUGCCACAAACUCUGAACCACGGAUGCUGUCUUUCAGAGCAUGAGAAUCAAAGAGCCUAAUUUAGCAGUAGCUACCUCAGUGGUCCUCAAACUGGGUUCUAGACAGCUGCUUCUCUACAAUGAAGAAAGACUGGGCUUUUUCUCAGAGUGGUGUUUAGUUGGCAGAGGAAAACGCUUCUGGAAAGAUAAGGAAAUUGAACAAGAGCAUUCCGAUUUCCCUCUUUCCCCAGAGGUUCCUGUUUACCUACCUUUUUUUCUUCUUCUUUCUGAUUUGAAUCAUGCAGAUUUCCCCCCCCCCCCAUUUAUAACAAAACUGACCACAUGGGGAGUGGUCAUUUAUGUGAAUAAUGCAAAAAUAAUAGACAUCUGCAUUGGAACAAUUUGGCAUCAAAAUCAAAAUCUUGGACCCAUUUACCUGAUUGUAAUCCCACAAAUUUAGUGGGAUUUACUUAUGAAUAGGUAUUAAAAAUUCUGCAAAAUUCUGUUAGUGGGCACACUUUUUGGCAUAUAGCUUCACUUCCGUUUCUGUCUAGCUACUACAAUGAUGUGGCUGAAAUUGUAGCCUUCUUUUCCCUAUGUAUUCCUUGGGAAUGUGGGGAAGCUAAACCUCCCCAAAAUGAAAAACUAAGUGCUGAGGGGUUUCAUAUGGGUUAUAAGUAUAUAUUGCUUAUAAGUAUAAGCAAUAAUAUUUUAUUGCUAUGAAAACACACACACAAUGUCUAAAUAAAAGGAGGUAAUUCUUUUAAAAAAUAUAUUAAAAUUAUGCAUCUAUUCUGGCACCUUUUCUUUUUUAAAUAAAUAUUAGCCCUGCUAAAUAAAUGAUUGACUGACAUCAAUGGAAUACUUAGGUGUUUUUUUUCCUAAUACAGAGAAAGAGCUGUUUUCAGUUGGAAAGCUUGAGAAUCACUGGCUUGUUAAAUUAAACGUUGUCUUAAAUGCUUUUCAGCUUUUCUGUAAAAAUUAAGUUCCAUGCAUUAUUUUGUGCCUUCAAGUCUUGAUUUCUGAUACAGCUACCUAAUUCAGCAACAUUCCAGUCACAAUAGGAAAGUACUGUAUCAUGUGCUUUCAAAUGAAAUGUCAAUGAAUACAUUUAUUUUUUUCUAGCUACCGUAUUUCAAAUAUAGUAUAAGCCUUAAGGCUUUGGUCCCUAAUGUGAUGCCAGAAGCAGCAAUGUGCCUACCAGUACAUUUCUUAACAUCUCCAAAUAUCUCUACCUUACCUGAUUGUAUUUAUUUACAUUCAUUUAGUAAACGACGAUUGGGAAGCUAGCAUGUUCUAAAACACAGCACCAGCGUUAAAUUUCUAAUAAUAUAGCUGGGCUCUCAAAGUCUCUGACAGCAUUUUGGGAAAUUAAAACGGGCAGUGUCUGCAGCUUUGGGUUUUAUUUUCCUUCUAGUAAAAUAUGUUUGUGACUAACCUCAUUUAUCUUGGCAGCCAUUUGGUGGGAAAGCCUAUAGUAUUAUUUUAAAAUGCUCAUUGAUUUAAAAAGGUUAAAAAGGCUUAAAAUUGUUAGCCAUACUCUCUUUGUUCAUUGCGUUCACCAAAAAUAUUUCUUCUUCACAAUUGUAGAAAAUUAGUAAUCUAGAAUUUCUAUAAAUCUAGCCUUCAAAGAAAUCCUCAUGAGGGACCUUGACAAGGUUCUUUCUACCUAUUAAUUUACCUUUUAAUUAUUUUUUUCAAUCUUUUUUUCACAAAAAUGGGAUGCUUAAAUAUGAUAUGCCUCCAACAAUUAAGAGUGGAAUUAUCAUACUCAAGUCAUAAUACUUAUCUGUGCUGUUCCACCUCUGCUUGAGUUCUUACACAGCCUUUCCCUAUCCCAGCUCUUCAGAUAAAUGUUUAAAUGUGAAUGUUAAAUUCCAUCAUAAGAUAUUGAGCUGGGCUGAUAGAAGAAACUGCAUUCUAUAACAUCUGAAGUGUUGCGAGUUGAAGAAGGCUCCCCCGUUAUCACCUUUCCAUGUAUCUAAGAAAUAGAACCCACCAGAUUCUCUACAGAGAAGACCACGGUUUGGUCUUACUGAGCCAUGAUGGUGCAAUGGUUAGAAUGCAGCAUUGCAGACUAAUUCUGCCCACUUCUAGGAGUUCGAUCCUGACCGGCUCAAGGUUGACUCAACCUUCCAUCUUUCUGAGAUCAGGAAAAUGAGGACCUAGAUUGUUGGCAAUAUGCUGACAUUGUAAACUGCUCAAGAGAGUAUUGUAAAGCAGUGACCCCAAACUUCUGGGCACCAAGGACAGGAUCUGUGGGGGGGGGAAAUUCCCACGGACCAGGGUAUAUGCAUAUGGUUCCAUAUGCUACCUAUAUCCUGCGCAUGUGCAGAUGAAGGUUCACUCAAUCCAAGGUUCAUGCCAGUUCCCAUGGGGGCUGGGGACCUCAGCUGUAAAGCACUAUGGAGCGGUAUAUAAGUCUAAGUACUAUUGCUAUUAGUUAAUUAUGUUACAUUUAGGGGAUAGUAAAAAUGGUCCCUGCAAGAAAAUUGGAAGAGAAACAAUUUAUUAAAAGGCAGAAGCAGUUCUUGGCCUUCCCCUAUUUCUGUUUGUCCUAUGGAAAAAUUUUCUUAACUUCUUCCACCAGAUUCCUUAACAACCACUAUGAACUAUAUUAUAACAUUCAUUUCGUUAUCUGCCUUGUUUGCAUAUUUAGUGGCUUUUUUUUUUUACAUAAAAGCAGGGAAAAGCAAUCCAUCCUGGCCAGAAAGGGCAAUAACAAGGAUGGUUGUUGUCCAAAAGCCUUCUUCACCUGAACAAAAGCUGCGUGUAUGUGUUUGGGAGCGAAGCAAACUGCUCCUAUGCCUUAUUCAACCACAUUCUUUCACUAUAGGGACCUUUCUCCAUGAUUUAGUACACAAUGGAAUAGAAACUUCACGUCAUCACAAUGCAGUGUUAUCAAAAGCAAGUCAUUAAUGUGGUGCAUGGUAAAACGGGGCAUGCUAAUGAUAUAAUUAUGAACAAUAGUCCUGUCAGUGAUGUUAAGGAAUUCUGUAUUUCAUGUUCUGGCUUGACGUGAAAGAGUUGGGAUCAAAUAAUUAUCCUAUGUAGCCCAGUUUCAAAUAUCAUAUUUGCAUCUAAGUCUCAACCAGAAAUAAAUGUUCUGCAAUAGUUUAUGGGUAUUUACUUGAUUGAAUUAAACCUCCCUUAUAUUAAACUUAAAAGAAAUGUAGGAGAGUCUUUAAAACUGCACAGCCACAUCCAGGCUUCCAUUGUAGUGGGUAACAAUAUGACCCCAUUCUACUGUACCUGCUUACUAAGAUCUGAAUGCUUUUCCUUUCUCAAUAGCAGAAAACUAAAACAAAAUAAUGCACAAUGAACAGAUUCUUGCGUGCUCUGGGAAAAGGAGGGGCGGAGGGGUUGAAGCUGUAUUGAUAAAAAACCUUAUGUGAGCACAGAAUCCUGAUAAUAGAGUUGGAAUGAAAUUGGGAUAUGAUUAAACUGACGAUAGAAUAGAGUGGAGAGGAAGUUGUCCAAAGAUUCUCUCCCCUUUUAACAGUUGGUUAGUGCUUUGUUGUAGGUGUAGGAAUUCAGUCUCAAAGAAUUCAAUUGGAUUUACUCUCAGACUCAGAUGCUUGUGGGAGUACAGGUUGUUUCUGUGGCAGCCAUUUGACAAGAACAGCAAAUGUACAUAUAAAAACCUAAUUUUCUGAAGCAUGUAUCUAGUUUUUAUGAUUUUUUAAAAAAAAUAAAAUAUGUAUUG
Messenger RNA from Notechis scutatus (mainland tiger snake), 7222 nucleotides. It is a transcript of the gene TYRO3, whose product is annotated as TYRO3 protein tyrosine kinase. Lineage: Eukaryota; Metazoa; Chordata; Lepidosauria; Squamata; Elapidae. Gene Ontology annotation, cellular component: signaling receptor complex; plasma membrane. The record is from RefSeq and is a predicted model, not a curated record. Gene Ontology annotation, molecular function: transmembrane receptor protein tyrosine kinase activity; ATP binding; protein binding. Gene Ontology annotation, biological process: cell migration; multicellular organism development; positive regulation of kinase activity.